Molecule: messenger RNA, 13029 nt
Organism: Hypanus sabinus (Atlantic stingray)
Lineage: Eukaryota; Metazoa; Chordata; Chondrichthyes; Myliobatiformes; Dasyatidae
Gene: dagla
Product: diacylglycerol lipase, alpha
Exons: 21
Coding region: 289-3393 (1034 amino acids)
Biological process (GO): lipid metabolic process
Cellular component (GO): postsynaptic membrane; dendrite membrane
Source: RefSeq, a predicted model, not a curated record
GCUGUGGCGCCGGUUGCUCAUCGGCGCUGGAUGCAGAGCGGGUCCAGGAGAAAAAGAUGGAGACAGCGGCGAAGCUCGUCGGGUUGCGGCUAGACGGCGUCCCUAACCCAGGUUCAUCUUUGGGCACAUAUAACUUUAAACAACACUUCAGUGUAUGUGAUUUCUAAAAUGUGCCUGAUUGGCACUACUUGGCAUUGGAUUAGGAGCGAAAUUGGAACACAUUGUGUUUUGAUGAAAUCUGGAUCACGAGUCUGGCAUUAAUGAACAACUUAAUUGUUGGCCGAGAUCAUGCCAGGGAUUGUGAUCUUCAGGCGGCGCUGGUCAGUAGGGAGUGAUGACUUGGUCCUGCCAGGAAUCUUCCUCUUCCUCAUUCACACUACCUGGUUUGUGGUGCUUGCUGUAGUUCUAUUUGGCCUAACCUACAGCCCUCAGGAGCCAUGUUCACUCAACCUGGUAGAUCAUGGCAGAGGCUAUUUAGGCAUUCUCGUUGCCUGCAUGAUAUCCGAAGCUGCUAUAAUCUGGCUGAGUAUGCGAGGAAGUAUUCUUUACACAGAGCCACGUGAUUCAAUGCAGUACAUUCUGUACAUCCGAAUGGCAAUCGUGCUAAUAGAAUUUGCAUAUGCAAUCAUAGGAAUUGUAUGGUUAGCACAAUACUAUCACUCCUGCAAUGACAGUACUGCAAAGAAUGUUACAUUAGGGAUUGUAGCUUGUAAUUGGGUUGUCAUCCUGAGUGUCUGCAUAACUGUAAUGUGCGUCUUUGAUCGAACGGGAAGAACAUUUGUAAAACUUCGAGCAACUAAACGUCGUCAGAGGAAUCUCAGAACAUAUAACUUACGCCAUCGUUUGGAGGAAGAGCAGGCCAGUAGUUGGAGUCGACGAUUGAAAUUUUUUCUUUGUUGCACCCGUACACAGGACACCCAGAGAGAUGCAUAUUCUGAAGUUGCUUUUCUCUUUGCUGAGUUCUUCCGAGACUUGGACAUUGUGCCCUCUGACAUCAUUGCUGGUCUUGUAUUGUUGCGUCAGAGGCAGAGGGCUAAACGAUUUGCCGUCCUGGAUGAAGCAAAUAAUGACAUUUUGGCCUUUUUAUCGGGAAUUCCAGUCACCAGGAAUACAAAGUAUCUUGACUUGAAGAAUGCUCAAGAAAUGCACAUGUAUAAGGAGGUAUGCUACUACAUGCACUUUGCACUGGCUGCUUACGGCUGGCCCUUGUACUUAAUGCGAAACCCAACCUGUGGAAUCUGCAAACUGGCCAGCUCAUGCUCGUGUUGCUGUUUCUGUCAUCCUUUGCGACCCAGGUAUGUGCCAAGUGUGACAGUUGAGGAAGACAACUGUUGCAACUGCAAUGUCAUUGCCAUCAAACGUCACUUUCUGGAUGAGAAUUUUUCAUCAGUAGACAUCGUAUAUACUUCUUGCCAUGAUGCGGUGUUUGAGACACCAUUCUUUGUUGCCGUAGAUCACAUGAAGAAAAAGGUGGUGAUUAGUAUUCGGGGGACCCUUUCACCUAAGGAUGCUCUGACCGAUUUGACUGGAGAUGCUGAACGAUUACCAGUUGAGGGGCAUCAUGGAACAUGGCUUGGUCAUAAGGGAAUGGUUCUAUCUGCUGAAUAUAUUAAGAAGAAAUUGGAACAGGAGAUGAUUCUCUCUCAAGCCUUUGGCCGUGACCUGGGAAAAGGGACCAAACAUUAUGGAUUAGUAGUGGUUGGACAUUCUUUAGGAGCUGGAACGGCAGCUAUUCUUUCCUUCCUGCUCAGACCACAGUAUCCUACUCUACAAUGUUAUGCUUACUCUCCACCUGGGGGUCUUCUUAGUUGUGACGCAAUGGAAUAUUCCAAGGAGUUUGUGACAUCUGUUAUCUUGGGAAAGGAUCUGGUGCCAAGGCUUGGACUUUCUCAAUUGGAAGUCUUUCGUAGACACCUACUUGAUGUUCUGCAAAAGAGCACAAAACCCAAGUGGAGAAUUAUCAUGGGUGGCACCAAAUGUAUUCCUAAAUCAGAACUGCCAGAGGAUGAAGAAUUAGCUAACGUUCAGAGUAACAGACAAUGGGCCUAUCCCAGUGACCUUACUAUUGCACUUUCUGCCAGUGUCCCACUCUAUCCCCCAGGCCGGAUUAUUCAUGUGGUACACAACCAUCCAGAUGAAAAGUGUUGCUGUGGACAGGAAGAGUCAACUUAUUAUGCUAUAUGGAGUGAUAACAAGACAUUGGAUGAAGUCAUCAUCUCUGCUGCCAUGCUGAACGAGCACAUGCCUCAUAUUGUCAUGGAUGGACUCCACAAGGUACUAGAGAAUUAUAACAAGGGGAAGACUGCUUUACUUGGUGCAGCAAAGGUAAUGGUCAGCCCAACAGAAGUGGAUUUGAAUCCUGACAUGAUUAUGCAGCAGCAACCCCAAGCAAUAGAACAUGGAGAUCAAAGGAGGAACAGCAGUGUAAAGAGCAAGUCAAAAUCUGAACUAAGCUUUGAAACUCUCUAUCGGACAAAACAGAAUGUUCAGUGCCAAAAUGAUCCUGUUGAGUUGCUACUAAUGGACACUAAAGAGAGGCUGGUAACUGAUAUAGAGGAACGUAGGGCACCACUUGCUACCAUGGAAAGUCUUUCUGACAAUGAGUCUAUCUAUAGUUUUGAUUCACGCCGAUCCUCUGGAUUUCGCAGCAUAAGAGGCUCUCCAAGUCUGCAAGUUGUAAUGGAGAAAGAUGAGUCACAUUGUUUCUACAUUGAUCCAGCAAUUCCAGAGGAAAAUCCUUCCCUUAGUUCCCGGACUGAGUUACUUGCUGCAGAUAGUUUAUCCAAACAUUCUCAGGAGGUGCAGCCAUUUGAACCACUGCAGAACAGCUGUUAUUCUCUACCUAGCCCCCUGCAAGCAGAUUUUGGUGAGCAGGAGAACAAACAAGUCACAGAAGUGGAAGAAGAUAGCUUUUCAGAUAAGUUGCCAAUAGAAGAUGAGAGUAAAGAAUGGACAGGAAGCCUGCGAGAGGUGCCAAGCCCACAAGUGCUUGAAUUUGCAGAGUUUAUAGACAGUCUUUUCAACUUGGAUGGAAAAAGCAGCUCCUUCCAAGAUAUUUAUCAUUUGGUACUUGAUGAUAACUUAGAGGAAUAUAAUGAAAUUCCCAAGUCAGUAAGUGAGCACGAGAUCUUGAUGCGGGCACAGUUUGAACCCAAUUUAGUGCCAAAACCACCCCGUCUGUUUGUCGGAUCAGCAGAUGCUGGAACCUCAUCUGGGAUUUCGGUGUCUCCAUCCUUUCCAUUUAGUUCAAGUGGAGAGCUGAUGGACAUUACUCCAACCUGCAUUAGCAGCCAGGAGUGCCUGACUAUGGAUACAAAGUUGAGAACUUCAACUCCAGCGGACAACCAAUCCAACUCAAACAAGCCUGCAGAACUUGUCAUCUCAGCUCUAUAGAACUCAGUGAAGUACUAACAGAGCACAUAAGCAUGCUAAUUUAUAAGUGAUGUUGUUUUCCUUAAAGAGUAGGACUGUGAAAUUUUAAGAAUAAGAAUAAACCACUUUUGCCCGCAACGGUAAAAUCAAGGAACAGACUUGGUAUAAAAGACCCUAAUGGAUAAAGUCCUCGUCUUACUAGCAGCCAUCAUGUUGAUGUUAAAAUGUAGUUAAUCUGCACUUUCCUAUAUAAUUUAUUUUUAAUCUUUUGGUCUCAGAUAUGACCAAUGAAUAUACAAAAAAGAUCUCCAGUGAGACUAAUAGUGUCAGUUGAUAUUUAAUUACCAAGGGAGACUUAUUUUUAAAUUUAAUUGUGUGAUGUGGAAGUCACAGGAAAAGUUGUCAUUAUGGUCCACUUUUAAUUGCUCAGGAACAGGUGCUGGUGAGCCAUUACCUUGAACUACUGCAUUCUUUGUCUUGUACAUUGUGAGAUUGUUCGGUAGAGUUCCAGCAUUUUGAUGACAAAGGAAUGGCAGUAUAUUUCCAAGUCCAAAUGUUACGUGACUCUAAAAGGAACUGGGGGGGGGGGGGAAUGAUGUAACAUGCUUGUAACCCUUUUAGUUGACAAGUUGCAGGUUUGACAAGAUGGUGUGAUGGUGAUGAUGAUGAUGGAUGGCAUAAAUGUUCAAGAUGGUGAUGGAGUGUUGGUCAAGCAAAUUGUUCUGUCAUUUGUGCUGUAAGGUUUCUUAAUUGGUUAAAAAAUGUCAUUGAGGGUCAGGAGAUGAGCUAUUCACCUUACAACACCCAGUUAUAAUGGUCAUCCUUGUGGCAGAUCCAGUUAAGUUUUUGGUCUAAUGUGUUCUCAAAUUUCAAAAUAACCUUCAAAGAAUAUUGUUUUAUUUUCAUGAAUACAGUUUAGUACUGGGACUUCAAAGCCUACAUCAAUUAGGUAUCAUGUAGGACUCUCUACAAACCUCAGCUGACCAAUGUUUCAGUGUGUGAUAUUAGUAUUGCAGUUACAAGUAGUAAAAUAGUUAGUAUUCCAGCAUGUUGGACAUAAAUAGGAAACAGUGAUGGAAAUCUAGAAAUUCUCAGGUUUGGUUAAAAAUCUGAAUGGAAAAUUGUUAAGUUAAUAUUUCUGGUGAGAUCCUUACAACAGCUAGUUCCAUCACAUUCUAAAUUAAGAACAGAAAAUGCCAGAAAUACCCAGGAAAUUUGUGGAGAAAGAAACUUUAAUUCUAAGCGUUUCUAGCAUUUUUUUUUAUUUCGUAUUUCCAGCAUAUGCAGUUUUAUUGCAAUGCAUCAACUUUCAAUAUCAAGGUUCACUCAGAUUAAUUAUCAUUCUGGUAAUGAUCAAUGUGUCAAUUUCUACCAUUUUCUUCAAUUUACAGUUCUUCUCUGUUGAAAAUCGUGUCUAAUCCUUAACAUUUUAAUUUUUCACAAAAUUAAUUAAUGAUAUUUUGUAGGAAAUAAUGAUUGAUAAUUUAGUCCAUGUUGCAUUUUAUAACUCCUUUAUUUGCUGUAUUUUUGCAGUAAUAUCAUUGCUGUCUGAAACUAAAUAUUCCUGUUCUGUAAUGGAAUUUGCUGUUACUCCCUCUGGUAACAGAUAGACUUAAUGUGGAAAACAAAUUCAGCUUUUAUUAGUUCUUUUCACCAAAGUUAUCAUUUACAAAACUGGAUAGUGCAGGAGCUGACAUCUGGGUGCUGAAAUGUUAAUCUCUCAAAACCAUUAAUGAUUACUUUAAAUAGUUGUAGUGGCAGUAGCAAUUGAUUGUUGAAGAACUGGCUAUUAGGCUGUAAGCAUUCUGUCAUUUCUGGAAGUGGCCUAGCAAUUCUAAAAAAAAACUUUCUAUGCUCAAAUUUUAUGUCUGUUCUGGACAUGCCAUCAUUGUUACAUUUCUGCCACUUGCUUUAGUAAGUGCAUCACAGUUGCUUUGCAAAAAAAAUGGUAUUCAAAUGCAGUUUUGCAGAAUGAAAUCUUGGUUAUCUUCACACUUAAGCUUUGUAAGUCUUGAAUUCAGGCUAUUUUUUAAAAACAAUAUUUGUUGACCAUUACCUGAUAAAUUUGAUUGGCCUUUUAGAAGACAGUAUCUUGUUUUCAAUAGUUUAUUUUAAUAAUGGCUCUAAUCUCUUAUCUUUGCUCUGUAUAGUUCUCAAACAUUUUAUAGCUAUUGUCAUUGCCAAAAUCUUUGCACAUUUGAGCAUUGCUAACACCAAAUGCUUCUCUACGCACAGGUGGAAAAAACAAGUGAGCAGUGGAGUCAGCUGCUUAAAAAUAUUUCAUUCUUUUGUAUGAGCAUAAAAGGAUCAAAAUAGUGUAUGCAACUGGGUUGGUAAUAUUCUCAGCUGUCCCAACUGUUGCUGAACAGUUGUCCGUAAAAGUCCUACUCUAUUGCUAAGAUUAAGUUUUAGGAAGAUGAAUGUGGAACUAAAGGUACUUGUAAGGUACAAGAAGCUGAGGUACGCUGAGCAUGCAGCCGAUGUGCAGCAACAUGGCUGGAAAGCAAGGGUCCGACCGGUCGAAGCAGAGGAUUUGGAGCCACAUCAACAUCAAGGCUACUCCGGGAGUUGGGAGUGUGAGGGUAGACACACCGACAAGCAGUCAAAGACCUCUCCAGAGCUGCUGAAAAGGGUAGUCAGUGGCUCUGGAUGAAGAGAAAGGACUCCAUCUGGGCCCCCACGUGAGUGAAUGGCAUCUAGGGGGUGAGCCCGGGACGCCGGGAUUCACUGCUGAACCCUCCGGAGGUGUCGUGGACCUAUUAGCGAAACACUGAGGAAAGAGGGCGCCCACUUGAUAACCCAGAAGAUGCCACCACUCACUUGGCUACCCCACAGAAUCUAGGCAGCAUGUCGCAGGAGUGCAAAUAAGGGAUAUUAACAUUUAGUCCUGCAUAACAUACCUCCCACCCUCUUCCACUUAAGCAAACCAAAAAAAAGUAGAACUGUAUUUUUGGAGGGUUGAAUCAAUAAAAUAUCAGUAUUACAAUAUGGGUAGGUUUGGCAUGAAUCAAAUAACACUAAAUCCCAAUGCCGGACUAAUUAAUAUUAAUAUUCCUACUCAAACAACCAUGAAAUUACUGGUAUAUAGAUUGAAAAAAGAUGAUUGCACUGAUACACCAGGUGAGGCUUUUCUGUAGCUGCUGUGGCAUAGAGGUGGGAUAUUUUUAAAGAGUUUUUGAGAAGCUUUACUCUGCAUAAGUAUGCGUGAGAUCAGAUGUUCUAUUGUGUGUAAUUAUUAUCCAUCACCUCAGAGUGCAACAUUGGAGACAAAGAAUGUACUGUGCAUUAUGAUAACCUGUGCUUGUACUUUCAUUUUAUGCAUGCAAUAGCAAAAACAGGACUGAUAGAAAUUACACUAACAUUAACUGGAAAAUUGUUUAUUGUCUGUACAUGUUUAAGGUUAGUUAAUUUUACAUUGGAUAUAUGAUAAAUCAAGUAAUGUCUUUCAAGAAUAUAGUUUACCACAAAUAUAAAGCCUAUAUUGUUGUUCAUAUAGCAUAGCCUACUUUAAUUAAAAUUGCAUCACUGCACUAAUGUAUUUGAAUAAAUAUAAAGAAACAACUGUCAGUCUUAGCAACAAAAUGAAUUUUAAUAUAAUUGUUUAGACUAUCAGAUCAAGAAAUGGACACCUAUUUUCUGUAUUGUGAUAAAUCCUAGAAUAUUUAUUGGAGAACUAAGCUUGCAAAGAAACUUGAUUCUUUUAAAUAUUAUUUUGUACAAAUGAAUUAUACUAUGUAGUCAUUAUGUAAUGCAGAAUAGGAAGUAAAAUAAUAUUGAUUAUAAUACCCACACAAUACAAAACAGUUCUGAUGUAGUACACAGCUUGCUUUUUAUUUUAGUUAAUCUACUAAAUAUCAGAAAGUAAAAUUCUAUUAGCCCAUGCUUGGUUGAUAAUAGCCCAUAGGUUGCUUGAUAAUAGAUAAUCUUAAAAAGUAAUUUUUCUAUUGCAUGCAUUUUAAAUAUACUAUUGUAACUUGAAAAAUGUGUUUCCCUCAAAAAUCUAUUAGCUGCAAGUCCUAGCAAAUAUUUAUUUUACUGAACAACUUCAUUGGAAUUGGCAUUGCUUCCACAAGGUAUAUAAUGAGAGUACUCAGUGGAAACACAUACCAAGCUAAUGUCCAGAAUCAACUAAUCAAUGCAAGUUCUGAAAAAAAAUAUAUUUGCUUGCAGCUCCUAUCAAAGUAUAUAAACUAUAUUUAACACAAUUUUAUCAGAUUAAGAUACGCAAUUGGACUUGACGGUUAAAGCUCACUUAAUUUGAUUAUUGCAACUACAGGUGCAGCAACUAAGGAGAUGCCAGUUUUCAAUCUCACCAGAUGCAAAUCUUAUUCUAAGACAUACAUCUGAACUUACUGAUAGGGAAAUAGUUGGGCACAAUGAAGUGUCUCCAGAGGAGGUCCCUCUAUUUCACCUGCAAAUCUAUUCAUUAAAAAUACAAUUUUUAUUGUCUUUUCUCACUUCAGUAGCUUAUUCAAGACUUUGGAAGCUGUAUUUUAACUCCACAUUCUUCUUUGCUAUGAAAAUUGGAACUCCACACAUGCAUAUUUAUUUUCAUUUAGCCCACGUUCAUACUCCAAUUAGUAAUGAUCUGGCAAUAUCUUAAUUAAAAUAUCUAAAAAUAAACAGUUAAAAGUUACCAUUAAUUGAACAUGGGAUAAAAUAGACUUCAAUGGAAUUUUGCACAUUUGGUAGUAUUUGACAACCAGGUCCUUUACAAUUGAUUUUUCAGCACGCAGGUCUUGCUGACAUUGUCAAUAUUUUAUUAUCCAUUCCCAAAAUACCCUUUAAGAUAAUGUGGUAGUGAGUCAACUACUACAGAUCUUUUGGUAAGGUACUAACAUUGUGAUGUCAGAUAGCAAGUUGUAGUAUUUCAACCCAGUAAGAAGAAAGGAGCAGUGAUGUAUUUCCAAGUGAUUUGGAAUUAAACUUGUAGGCAGUUCCAUUUUUGCUAUUGAUGGUGAAGGCCAGAAACCUGGAAGAUGUGGCUAAAACAACAUGAGUAAUGUAUUUCAGAAAGAGUAUACACUGCAGGAGAUAUGGUCAGAAUUUAUAAUUAGGGUGUUAGGUUGGAUGUCAGUUACUCCCUUGUACUGAUCAAAUAAAAAUGAUGUUCUGCCUUGGUGCUUUUCGUUUAGAAAAUUUCAUUUGCAGCCUUGGUGGCAAUCUAAAAUGUACAGCUAAACAGCCAUACAAGUAAUACAAAGUUGGCAACUCUUUUUAGAUUCUUCAUACCCUCAAUGCAUCAUUUAUACAGUUGUCUCUUGUAUACAAAUUCUUUACACUUUUAAAAGUUAUUGUCAAUUUUAGUGAUGAUCUUCAGGAUGUUGGUUAUUUAAGAAAUGUUCUCAUAUUUGACUGCUGAUAGGAGAGCUGUUCUGGUUCAGCAUUGUCAUAUUGUGUAACAGAUUAUUCAUGGAAUAGAAUUAAGGGAUCAUAAACAUCUUGUUAAAAUGUAUGCAUCGUGUUUAUAACUAUGUUGGCUGAUGCCACAUUGAGUAUGUAUUUGCCUUGAAUCAUAGCCUGCACCAUUCAAGAGGCUACAAGAUCUUAAUUAUUGAGAUACAGCACGGAAUAGGCCCUUCGAGCCACACUACCUAGCAUAACCCUAGUAUAAUCACAGAAUAAUUUACAAUGCCCAAAAAACCUACCAACCAGUACUGCUUUGGACUGUGAGAUGAAACCAGAAAAUCCAUACAUACCAUAGGGAGAACAUACAGGCUCUUUACAGAUGCCAAGCUGUAAUAGUGUUGUGUUAACCACUACGCUACCAUAGCGCCCCACUAGUAGGCUCAAAUCUCAGGUCAAUACAUCCCAGAGGUAUAUUUAACCCUCAGAAAUACAUCCAAACCAUGGCAUUUAAAGAAGAAAAUCACUGGAAAAUAUGCCCGUAAAUCUACUUCUAGUGGCUAACACAGCACAGGUUCCCACUUUGUGCUCCAUGGAGAAUUUUAUGGAAAGCACUAUACUAAUAUAUUUGAGCUCUCUUAUACUGAUGAAUUUUAUUUCAAGGUGAAUCAGAAUUCAAAGCUGUGGUGCAAAGUUAUGGUUUUUUGCAUCAAAAGACUGCUGAGCGACAUAAAACCAACGUAUAGCUGGAAAUUUGUGCGGAGUGUGGGGAAGAAUGUUAAAGUCAUUGUUAUCAUUAAAAGUACAGUAAACAACCUUACAAGUGUGUGAAACAUCACUCAUUUAGGCCAGUAUGUAAAUUUGAAAAAAAAUUACGCUAACUUGGGUUCAAAUACUAAAAUACUGCGUUCACAGGUUAUAAGAUUUCAAAUCACAAGGUGGAUACUUAUAGUUCUGUUGGGAGCCAAAUAAAAUCUAGGUGAACUCAAAUCAGUUAACUAACCAUUGUUUAUGAAAAAGGAAAUUUAUCAAUCUAAUUGUAAGUGGAAAUGCAAAGGGAUGUUAGAUGCUCCACUAUAUAGCUUUGUGUUAGUGUUCCUGAAAAUGAUAGCAGUCAAAUCCAAGACUUUGAGUUAAGAUAGUGGUAAGACAUAGAAUAUGGGCUCAGCUUGGCUAACAGAUAAACAGGACAGAAGCUUAGAAUAUCUGUGAUUUGCUGUUGGAUUCAUUUGAUUAUUUUCUUUGGCUCUGCUGUCAGCAUUAGCAGAAAUUGUUGGAACACUUAGCGAAUGUCCAAUUAGCAGGAGAGCAUAUUGUGGCCUUAAGAUUGGAGGGAGUAAAGAGAACACAUCUAAGUUCUUUUGUAUCUUGGACUUUUUAUGAAGAAUUGUAGCGAUUUGGAUGUGAGCCUCUAUUGUGAAUAAUUUCUUUUAAUGCUUAUGUUCAAGACAAUCAAGGAUUCAGCCAAAGACUUAACAGGAUUGGGGUUGCUGACUUAACUCUUUGUUAUGGUCAUGCUCAUUGUCUGCAUUUAUAAUUAAUUUUCCAACUGAACAUCAAAUUCAUUAUUAUGAAUACAUUAUCUUUAAUGCUAUGUGCCUUAUUUUUUAUAAAUAUUUUGCAUGGCACCAAAUGUGGCUUUGGGGUGAACAGAAGAAGGGAUAAUAACAACUAUUAAUCAGAUUUUACUUCUGAUUGAUACCCUGCAAGGCUUCAAAGGAGUUUCAUCAUGAGAAGAAUAGUUUAAGGUUGGAUUCACUUCAGUGUGACACUUCUCUCUUCAGUCAUUGAGCCAAUUACUACUCUUAAGGCCCAUAGGUCUUUUGCAAAGGCAUAAAAAUGUUUACACAGCACUUCACUUAUCUAAUUGCCCCCUUGUGUAAUUUUCCUGCUGAAUAAGGGAAUUGACAAAGUAUAGCAAGAUUAUGUUGUUGACUGCUUUUAUUUCAUAAUCAAUAUUACUCUUGUUGUAUAACUUUAAUUUCAUCAGUUAUGCAAGCAAAGCUGUACAGAAAAAAAUUAUCAAUGUAAAUCAGAACUUCUCAGUUCUGAUAAUUACCUAUUUCAGACUGAGGCCUUCCCAUAGAUUACAAAAUCCCAUACCAUCAAUUGUCAGAUAUUUUCCCAAAAUAACAUUUUGGUAUAUAGACGUAAUAAAAAUGGCCAUGUUAUCUAAUCUGCAGUGGAUUGCAGCAUCCCUGAAUACUUGCAGCAAACACACAAGCUGGGUGAAAAUAAAAGUAAAACAGUGAAAUAAUAAGCCACAAUUUGCUUUAGCAUGACAUCUGAAUUAGCUACAUUUAUAUUAAGGUUUUAAAAAGUUAGAAUAAGAUUCUGAAAACACAAUUUGAUGAGAUCACAAUGACGGACAAGGCAACUGAAAAGUGGGUUAGCAUGAAACUGUUUCAUCAUAACCAAUUAGAUUGGAGGAUUGUGAAAUAAAAGUAUGACAAUUGAGAAAGGGAGCUUAUAUUGGAAAGAGAAUGCAAAGUUAAACAAAAACUGGAAAAGAAAGCAUUGUGCAGUGAAAUUGUAUUACAUGCACCUGUUGCAACAUCACAAAGUUUUGGCAAAUCUAAUGGAAGAUUAGAUUUCAGACAUUCAGAUUUGUGCAUCUAACUUGUGGGAUUUGCAAAAAUUAACCUUUUACUUAAAAAUGGCUCUUCAUGUUUUGGAUUGAAUAUCACAGAUGUUUUGUAUAAUAUAUUAAUUUCUAUCAACCAUACUGAACAGAUCUGUUAGUUGCUGGAACCCAGACAGGCAUUGAGAUACUCAGUGAGCUGCAGUGGUGGAUGUUUCCUUCACACAACAUCCUGAUUUGUGAUGAUGAAGAUCACUGUCCACAGUGUAAAGUCAUAAAUACAAUAAAUGUCUCUAUUACCUGCUGUAGCCAUGGGAAAUUUGCCACACAACUCCCAAGGUUUAGCAUAAACCUAACUUGGUUGUAAAAGUGCCAGGUUCUGUGUACUUGAUUGUAACAAAUAAUUUAUUCCAGUCAUUAUUUCUCUUAAAGACAUUUUGAUUUCACAAAAAAUAUGCUUCCAAACAAUAGUAGUUCUGUUACUUGGGUUUCCUAUGGUUACAGGCCUGAUGCUAUUUUCUUUCUAUCUUCAUAUGCAGCUUGUAAAAUCAGAAUCAUGUUUUCAAAACUAUGAAAUUGAUGUGUUACAUUGCAUAACAACCUACAAGUAAUCCUCUAGUAUUAAAAUUAUUAAAAGUGAUUUGAUGGGAAUGCUAAAGUACAUUGUUACUAUUAUCACUAUUUGCUUAUUCCAACAUGCAGAUUGUUCUCUGCCACUACCUGGAACACAUGCCUGCAUUGAUUUCAGUAUUAUUAUCCUAGCCUUUCCUAUGAUGUGCAAUCUCUAUGAUAAAUGAUUUCUUUUUUACCAUGGUAGAGCGAAGAAUGUUGACAUAGCUGUAGUUAAGGAGCAUAUUUACAGACUAGUUUAUUGCAAUGUACAGUGUUCCUGUUGAUGAAAUAUGCUAAAAAUGGAAUUACAGAAUUUAUAAAUUGUGUUACCACCAUAUUUAAGUUCUGUUGUAUUCAGUAGUAAAACUUACAGGCAUAUUACUGUUUAUAAGAACAAUGAAGUAUGUCAAACAAGAUGAUGUCAUUUUUAAAAAAUCCUGUUUACAAUUGAGAAAAGGGAAUUAUUUAACUUAAUUGGAAGGAAAUGUAUUUGAUAUUUUGCAAUCAGGCAACAUGUGAAAGUCCUGUUGAAAAUAGAUUAUUUGUGCUUCAGUGUAGUGCUGUUUUGUUCAAUCUAUUUUGGGGUAUGUGCUAGUUAAUCCAGAUAAACUCUGCAGCAUUGUACCUACAAAAACUACUGAAUGUGUAAUUGCGCUGUAUUUUUGAUGUAUGUAAUAUGUUAAUGUCACAAAUACACAAUGAAUAUCACUAUUAAUAUUCCUAUAAGAAAAAUCCUGAUUAAUAUUAACAAGGCUUUUAAAAAUCUAGUGCAGAAUAUUGCAGAUAUACUGACCAAGUAAUAAUGUUUAAUAGUACAGUUUUUAGCACUUUGUAAUAACAACUUUAUCCUAUGUAGAUAUUUACAUCAGUAAAAUGAAAAAUAAACUGAUGUGUUUCUUGCUGAAGCAAUUAACCUUUCAUAUUAUAGUUCUUGGAGUGUCCUGGUUUUUGACAUAUAAUCGAUGAAGCAUUUUGAGGUUAACUCCACUGAUCCCAUGAUCUCAACAUGUGUAGCAUUGUAGUCAAAGACAGCUCUGGAUCAGGAAAUAAUUUUCUUUCCAGUUAUUUGUGGAAUAGUUAAUGAUACAUGAUGAAGGAAAUGCAUUGUAACUGUAUUA